UUGUAGACCACCAGCAUCAAAGAAACAAAAAAACCUACUCGAAGUUGAGCAUAAACCAGAGCUGAAGUUUUAAGAAAGUAGAAAAUGAUGCAAUCAAGAUUAGCAGCUACUGCAAAAAGAUCGUGCUGGGUUUUCUCGGCGGCAAACAAUCAAGUUCUUCAACGAAAAUUCCUCGUGGCUGCUGCCUCGAGUGGUCGAACUGCUGACCCCGCCAUUCACUCGGGAGAACUUGAAGCUGGCCCUGACGUUCACACUGGAGAACCUCAACAGGGUGCAGAUAACGUGACAGCGGCUGAACCGGCUAGGCACAAACUAGCAUCAGAACACAAACCCAGUAGUGACGUUAUAGAAACCGAGCCACUGGUGACACCUAAACCACCACAUAUCUCUUCUCCGAGGCUUGAAAGUACCGGGCUAAAACAACCCUUAAACCCCCAAGUUCAACAAAAGCGCCGCAACAGUACUAAUGUAGCACUGGAAGACGUGAUCUGCAUCGGUGUAGAUGGCACACCGUUAAAAGAAGACCAAGAAAAGGAACAAAGAGAUGAGAGGGAGAAAACACUUGAUGAAAAAGAGUAUUUUAGUAACCACAAGGCAUCACCAUUAUCGGAAAUUAAAAUAGCGGACACAAGAAAACCGAUAACUCGAGCCACUGAUGGAACCGCGGAUGCAAGAGCAGAUUAUGGGGCUGGAAGAGAUGUGAUUGGGUGGAAACCAGAGCAGCUUGACACUGCGGAGGAAUCCCUCAGGAGAGCUACUGAGAUAUGGAAACAGAAUGCCAUGCGUGGUGAUCCCGACGUGUUUCCACACUCGAGGGUUUUGAGAGAGCUUCGUGGUGAAUGGUUUUGACUUUUGAUGUGGUGGAUUUACAUCAAACUUUGCAAUUAAUUGAUUUUAUUUUCGAAGAUCCAAGUGUUCAUAGAAUAAUGUAAUAACUAAUUCGGAUGUGUUUAUGUAUUUGAGAGAUGUUCAAUAGACAAUAUCUGAGGAAGUUAUUUGGUUUGAGAUAUGUCCUGAUAAAUGUGACUCAAAAAUUCAUGGUCAUAACUAGAAUCAUGAGUGUUAUUAGAAUUUGCCCCAAAAUGUAA
Messenger RNA from Pistacia vera, 1088 nucleotides. RefSeq lists its product as uncharacterized. The transcript has 2 exons. The coding region runs from base 85 to 849 and encodes 254 amino acids. NCBI's taxonomy places the organism in Eukaryota, Viridiplantae, Streptophyta, Magnoliopsida, Sapindales, Anacardiaceae. The record is from RefSeq and is a predicted model, not a curated record.